This is a messenger RNA of Hibiscus syriacus, 2054 nucleotides long. RefSeq names its product probable E3 ubiquitin-protein ligase RHG1A. The record is from RefSeq and is a predicted model, not a curated record. Gene Ontology annotation, molecular function: ubiquitin protein ligase activity. The coding region runs from base 216 to 1874 and encodes 552 amino acids. NCBI's taxonomy places the organism in Eukaryota, Viridiplantae, Streptophyta, Magnoliopsida, Malvales, Malvaceae. The transcript has 6 exons.
UUGGCUCAGCCUUUGCCAUUGGCUCUUUCUUCUCCGUACACGUCUUUGCUUCAUGUUUUUCUCUCUGUUGUGCUGCCUUUAUAUAAACUUGAAACUUGAAACACCACCUUCAUCUUCAUCUAACAGUUCAAAAUUAUCUCUUCCUGUAUUUAGAGAAUCAGAUACCAGAAGACGGUGAAGGAAGCGAAAAGAUAUAAAGGAUACUUGUUAGCUAGAUGGAUGGAUAUGCCAGUAAAAGAGCUGCUGAUGGGCUUGUUGUACCUGGAAAGGGAUCCGGUAUCAUCUUGAAGGGUCAUGUUAAUAACAAAGAACGAAGUGGUCAAUUUUGCAACCGAAUCAGAUGCAGUGGCAGGCUGAAUUCCGUGAAAGGUACUCCCAGUCCCAGUGGCUGCUCAGGAAAAGCAAAAUCUUCGAGGCCUUCUUACCGCGCUUCAUCAAAUGGCAAGGAAAUAGUUGGAAGUUCCUCUAGGGUAUACUCUGCAGUUGUCAACUCUAGAAAAUCCUCUACAAAUCCUCAGAACAAGCUAUCAUCUAUGCUAGAAACAGAUUCGUCUGAAACUAGUAGUGUUCAGGAUGAGCCAGAAGUAUCGGAGCUCAUAUCCCCACCAGGAAAGAUUCAAAGAGGGUUGCAUCCCAAAUCUCAAGAAGCCGAUUCUAGGGAAGUUAGAGUGAUGGAAGUUGGGAGCUCUAGUGCAGCAUCAAACACAAGACCAAGGAGAAACCUUAUUCAGCGUGCUGGGUUGGGAAACCAGGAUACUCUUGCUGGUCCAUCGGUUACUUUGGCCUCUCGAAGUGCUUCCCAGGCAACUCGUGCUAACACAAGCAGGUACGGCUUCAGAAACAUAAGAUGCAGCUCUAUUUCUGAUGUUCUUCCUUCUGGUUAUUCAUCUUCUGAUUCAAGCUUCAGCCGAAGGAAAGAUACUGUAAAAAAAAGAACCACUGAUGGAGAAAGUAGUUCUUCAACCGGGGGAAAGAUAUUGAGUAGGUCAGCUUUGGCGGAACCGAACAACAGGUCUAGUCAUGGAGUUCCUAUUUCUGAUUCAAGGCGAGCCAGAAAUUGCCCCCCUAAUAGUGAUAGUAGUGUUGCUUCUUCAGUUAGGAGGAGACCAAGCAGUGGUUAUGUUAGAGGGAGACUCCUUAACCAAGAAAAGGGGAGUAGUUUAACUUUGAACGAGUCCCCUGUAGUCAUGCAGCUAGUGCCUCAAGCUGAUGUAACUGUCAAUUUGAGUGCUCCUGUUUCCUCAGAAACUAGCUCGACUUCUGCUAUUUCUUACAGUCGACCAGGGAGAAUAAGUGAGAGUUUACACAGUAUCAUGCCGUCUAUUCCUUCUGACGUUGGAAUCAACCGCCCUUCGGUGAACCGGGAUAGCUACCGGCGAUACAAUAUGGAUGGCAUUGCGGAGGUGUUGUUAACACUUGAGAGGAUUGAACAAGAUGAAGAGUUGACAUAUGAGCAAUUGCUUGUUCUAGAGACCAGCUUGUUCCUCAAUGGACUGAACUUUUACGACCAACAUAGAGACAUGAGAUUGGACAUAGAUAACAUGUCAUAUGAGGAAUUACUUGCUCUAGAAGAGAGGAUGGGUAACGUUAGCACUGCGCUAUCUGAAGAAGCAAUAUCGAAAUGCCUUAAAAAAGGCGUCUAUGAGGCAACAUCUUUGGAGGAUGCAAAAGUCAGCUGUGAGGUUGAAAAGGAUGAUGUGAAAUGCAGUAUAUGUCAGGAAGAGUAUUUUGUUGGAGAUGAAGUAGGGAGGUUACAGUGUGAGCAUAGGUAUCACGUCGGGUGCAUACAGCAGUGGUUGCAGGUGAAGAAUUGGUGCCCCAUUUGCAAAGCAUCGGUAGAAGCCAUGCAGUCUUAUUGUUCGCCUCGUAGCUGAGUUGGAAUUUGAAUUCGAUGGCUUCUCUUCUUCAACUAUUUUUAUAUUUAUGAUCAUAUGUAAAUAUCAAACCCAAACAAAUAAAGCAGGUGCUAAGUGAAUCUGCAUUGAAACACCCAAUUCAGUGGUAAUAGAAGAAACGUGGAUCAAAAUACACAAUACAUUGGCUGUUAUAUUUAG